Molecule: messenger RNA, 1242 nt
Organism: Caenorhabditis elegans
Lineage: Eukaryota; Metazoa; Nematoda; Chromadorea; Rhabditida; Rhabditidae
Gene: ogr-2
Product: SPK domain-containing protein
Exons: 4
Coding region: 35-1084 (349 amino acids)
Source: RefSeq, marked reviewed
GUUUCAAUACUCUGUUGCACCGCAAACUCACGAGAUGCCGGACUCGAAGGAAAUGGUCAAAGUAUUGUUCUUGAAUAGGACCCCGAUUAGCGAAGCAUUUUUGCCUAUUCUUCGGAAAAACGCGACUGUCAAUUUGGACGAUGAUGGAAGAAUCGUAGAAUACGACGAUGGAGAAUUGGAGUUGAGAGAGAAUCACAAAAAAGUGAACCCUCAAAUGAGUCUUCGAGCUGUCAAGGUGGAAAAUGCCGACGAAAAUUCAAAGAAUAAGGAAGAUCCCCAGUCUGUUGUUAAGGAGAAGACAACGACGCGUUUCAUCAAGCCGAAAAGUGAAUAUGUCUCGAUAUCAUCCGAUUCUGAAAGCGAAGAAGAUUCAGAUUCUGAAUGUUCAGAUUCUGAUAGCGUUAACGAGUUCUUCGCAUAUAAGCCUCCGGAGGCCCCUGAAUCAGCCAACUCAAUUCUAAAGUCGAGUUCAUGCAAGACUGAACAAGAAGACCACGCGGAGAUGUUUAAUGAAGAGAAACCAGACAUCAGUUUGAAUAACUCUUCUUCCUUAUCGAGCAGCUCAACCACUCUUCAAGGAACCACGGACUUUGUUCCCCCUUCCAGUACUAUGACUUCGAGUUCUGCUAUUCCGUUUUCUCGCCCAUUCGUCAGCGUCUCCGAUUUCGCGGACCAACUACAUCAUCCGAUGGUGAACGGUGCCGAUUUGCCGAUAGAAGACGUGAAACAAGAAACAGGAGAGAGCGGUGAGACUUUGUCAAGAACCCUUUCGAUGCAGAACGACCUCAGCGGUUUUGCGAGAGCAGUGGCAGAUAAUAUGAAAGAAAUGAAUGAUUUAUUCUCUCUUCUGAGGAACAAAUCAAACGAAAGCUCCUUCUCGAAUGCCAAUCUAGGACGCAAAAGAAUUGUGGACCACCUGAAAGUGUUUCAAGAAGGCAUGGUAUCGAUAGAUUCGUCACUGCAAGAUGUCCAGACUUCGAAAAAACUUCGUGAAUACAUUCAGUACUUGGAGCGAAACAAUGAGGAUGUUCCAAUGAAGAAGCUGAAACUUGCAAUCGACAUCAUAUCUUCCGACAUGUAUUAAGGUUUUUAAAUAUUUUUAAAGUAAUGGGAUAGUGCCACUUAAAGUUGUAUUUUUAUGCAUCCCGAUAAUUUUCGUGUAUAUUUUUUCCCUUUUAUUUGUUUUCCUUCAAAAAGUUUGCUGUUCAAGCGUUAUCAUGUAUAAUAAAUAAGUUUUAUUUU